CGGCCGGCGGCACUGGGUCCCCAGCGCGGGGACCCUCGGGGUGGACGUGCUCAAGCGCCAAGUCACUAGUGGUUGAGUGUCCUCGAGGGUCACACGCACGUCCCUGGUACCGGAGGCCAGGCCGCCGUCCGGAUUGCAGGGGCGGGGGGACCCGGCCGGGGUGCCCCGCUGGAGGGGUGCUCACGUUCCUCUCGCGGUGGGAGAGGGCGUGGACAGGACCCUUGCCCGACGAGGUGUCGUGUUGAGGAGCGUCUCCGGCGGGGGAGGGUUUCUGCUGCUUCCUUGGCUUCUGGAAAGCUGGCUGGGGAGUAAUGACUGGGGGGCAUCCGGUAGAGAUUGGAGUCGGAGACCCAACUUCACGCUGCCCGAGGUAGGGUGCCUGGGGCCGUGGUUCCCUCCCAGGCCAGUGGCGCUCAGCUUUAGGCUGGUGCUGAGAGAGGUGUUUGGACCCAUUGGACGUCACCUGGCUACUCGGGGCUGGAGAGAGGUGUUCUUGAGUCUGUGGGUGCGUGGCUGAGGAGCUAAGUUUUAUCUCGGCUGUGAUCCGAGGAGUCAGAAGUCCUGUCAGAUGGGAGUGAGUGUCACUCAGAAAAAGUCAGAGUAGCCUGACAGUUUGAUCCUGGAUGCUCAGAAGAAGCUUAGCAGCAUCACCUCUGCCCACAGGCUGGGCUGUCGUCUGAAGGGUUAAAUGGGCAUGAUGUGUAACCGAGAGUUGGAAGGAUGACGACUUUAUAUACUUAAAUAUCUUAAACUUUACAAGGACAUUUAAACAUAUACUUGUGUCACAAGGGAUCAGACUUUGCCGUGGACUGUAUUCGCAUCAUCAACAUUCUGUGGGUCGCUGCUUACAAGGCGAGCCUCUGCUGAAGCACUGAGAGCUGUGGGGUCCCCACGUCCUCUUUCAUGUUCUCAUUUGAGGUUGGCUGUAGGCAGCUUAAUUAUUUUUUUUUCCAUGCCCACUGCUCUUAGAAUUGGCUCUGAUACUUUUCCUUGCCUAGAAAACAGCAGGUCUUGAAGCUGAGGUAUGACGGUGUUGCCCGGCCCAAUUCAUGUGCAAAUGGCCCUGCUAUCUGUCGACUAGGUGGGAUGGUGGCCAUGUAGUCCUGAUAAGUAUAGAGAUUCAUGUGCACACCUUCCACAAGUGUUCCACUUUCUGUGGCAACAACUGUCCUCUCUCCAGGCAACUCCUAAAUUCACUUAUUUAUUUAACACUUGUUAACUUGGUGCCCGCUGUGUGCAAGGAACUGCUGAAGAUGAGACACAGUGUAUGAUCCAGUAAAAUAAAGCGGGGAGAGAGUGAUGGGUGGGUGUGAGCACUUAGGAGGGGCAGUGAGCCAGUGGAGGUCUUGGGGCGGGGGGUGUUUGGGACCUUUCUCCCCAGCCCUGCCUCUCCGUCCUGCUCUCCAGAAUCUCCAUGGAACUCAAGGUCUUCCAGCUAAGUGUCCUCUUAUCUCAAACUAUCUUCUCUCCCACUGCCCACCUUCCUCUAGCACCCACCCCCAUCCUCUGACUUGUCGUGCCUUCCAGCCACCCCUCCUCCUAUCUGGUCCUCAGGUGUCUCUUUUAGGUUGGCUCUGCCGCUUCUGCUGUGACCCUCACGCUCCAGUGCAGUGACAGCUGGAUGGUUGACAACACUUUACUGAUGUGCCCAGCACCAUCUCUAGGGCACCAUGAACGCCAUCGUCGCGCUCUGUCACUUCUGUGAGCUGCACGGCCCCCGCACGCUCUUCUGCACAGAGGUCCUGCACGCCCCACUGCCACAGGGGGCCGGUAGCGGGGAUGGCGCCGGCCGGGGCGAGCCUGCGGACGAGGAUGAGGGCGGCAUCCAGAUGAGCAGUCGCAUCCGUGCGCACAGCCCAGCAGAAGGUGCCAGCGCGGAGUCCAGCAGCCCAGGGCCCAAGAAGUCGGACAUGUGUGAGGGCUGCCGGUCACUUGCUGCAGGGCACCCCGGCUACAUCAGCCAUGACAAGGAGACCUCGAUCAAGUAUGUCAGUCAUCAGCACCCCAACCACCCCCAGCUCUUCAGCAUCGUCCGCCAGGCCUGCGUGCGGAGCCUGAGCUGUGAGGUCUGCCCCGGCCGCGAGGGCCCCAUCUUCUUUGGGGACGAGCAGCAUGGCUUCGUGUUCAGCCACACGUUCUUCAUCAAGGACAGCUUGGCCCGGGGCUUCCAGCGCUGGUACAGCAUCAUUGCCAUCAUGAUGGACCGCAUCUACCUCAUCAACUCCUGGCCCUUCCUGCUGGGCAAGAUCCGCGGGAUCAUCGACGAGCUCCAGGGCAAGGCGCUCAAGGUGUUUGAAGCGGAGCAGUUCGGGUGUCCGCAGCGUGCCCAGAGGAUGAACACAGCAUUCACCCCGUUCCUGCACCAGAGGAAUGGCAACGCCGCCCGCUCGCUGACAUCCUUGACCAACGAUGAUAGCCUGUGGGCCUGCCUGCACACCUCCUUUGCUUGGCUCCUGAAAGCAUGCGGCAGCCGGCUGACUGAGAAGCUCCUGGAAGGCGCACCCACUGAGGACACCUUGGUCCAGAUGGAGCAGCUUGCAGAGUUGGAAGAGGAAUCAGAAAGCUGGGACAACUCUGAGGCUGAAGAGGAGGAGAAAGGCCCUGCCCUGCCAGAGGGGGCAGAGGGGCGGGAGCUGACCAAGUGCCCAGCGGAGUCUUCCUUGCUCUCAGACUGUGGAGCUUGGCAGCCACGGAAGCUCUCCGUGUUCAAAUCGCUUCGGCACAUGAGGCAGGUCCUGGGUGCCCCAUCUUUCCGCACACUGGCCUGGCACGUCCUCAUGGGGAACCAGGUGAUCUGGAAGAGCAGAGAUUCAGACCUCGUCCAUUCAGCCUUCGAAGUCCUUCGGACCAUGCUGCCCGUGGGCUGUGUCCGUGUCGUCCCCUACAGCAGCCAGUAUGAGGAGGCCUACCGCUGCAACUUCCUGGGCCUCAGCCCCCACGUGCAGAUCCCUCCCCACGUGCUGGCCUCAGAGUUUGCUGUGGUCGUGGAGGUCCACACAGCCACUCGCUCCAGCCUCCAUGCAGUCGGGUGUGAGGGUGAGCAACCUCUCAGCAAGUACGAGUUUGUGGUGACCAGUGGGAGUCCUGUAGCCGCAGACCGAGUCGGCCCCACCAUCCUGAAUAAGAUGGAGGCUGCUCUGACCAACCAGAACCUGUCCGUGGACGUGGUAGACCAGUGCCUCGUGUGCCUCAAGGAAGAGUGGAUGAACAAAGUGAAGGUCCUUUUUAAAUUCACCAAGGUGGAUAGUCGGCCCAAAGAGGACACACAGAAGCUGCUGAGUAUCCUUGGAGCGUCUGAGGAGGACAACGUUAAGCUGCUCAAGUUCUGGAUGACAGGCCUGAGCAAAACCUACAAGUCACACCUCAUGUCCACGGUCCGCAGCCCCACGGCCUUGGAGCCUCGCAACUGACCCCACCGUGGGAAUGAGCAUCCCUGCUGGGAAGUGGCAAUGGCCAACUUGUCGUGAUGCUCAGACACAGGUCUCUGAUGGCGGUCACAGGUGGUCCUCCUGUAUCCGAAUGCCGACCUGACCCUGUUUGCUCAGAAGGAGUGGAAGCUGUUGGAACUGAACUCUGCUCUCUGUGUGGGGUUUGCGCCUGGUGUGGUUCUUGGCACCAUCCCACAGACUUUGAGCUGCUCCAGCCCUGAAGAGGGCAGUUGGAGACUUGUGACAGUUUGUCCCCUGCAUUCGCACCCCCUAGGAGAGAAGAACGGACAGAAAAUAUGUAUCUCCUGUCUGGUCAGCCUCGCUUGAGGUACCUCAGCCUCACUGUCAGAUCCUGUCAAGGUUAGCAGUUGAACCUUUCUAUUCUGAAAUUCAGCAAGGGUUUUCCAGGUUUUGUGUGUGUCGUGAGUUUCCCUGUAGUUAUGGGUUUUCAGAGUAUGUGCUAAUCUGGAGUCACUGCUAAUAAUCUGGCUUCAAGUCAGGGCUCUGGGAAUGGCUCUGGGUGGAGUGGAUAUUCCACGCUCAUCAUUGGAGCAUCUGGAAUUCGUAUUUUAAGUCAUCUGACCACCACUCUUCUGGCCAUUCUCUGCUGUGGUUGCUUUGAGAGUACCCUGAGCUUGAGGACAAGCCCUGAUCUUUUUGCACAGAGAUGACACUCUGCUGAAAUGCCAACUGGAGUCCUUUGACUGACUUGGCUCACUAUGUAUGCAGCUGAGACACCCAUCAUAGUUUUCUUCCAUAUCACUCUGCCCUUGAUUGCUUCUUUAAAUGUCUGCAUUUGGCUGCAGUUAAUUUUGGUGUCUAAAGACAGGUUCAUCAUCCCUGUGUACAUUUUUAAUAAGGAUUUGUGGUUUGGAAGGAUUUUCCAGUAAUUUUGCUGAUUUGUUUAUAGUUUUUUGUGUUUAAUUUAUAUUUAACAGGAAGACCAUGUUUAUAUGACUAGGUAUAUGUAUUGUGCAAGAACAUCAAAAUAAUAAAGAUAUAUUUUUAUAAA
Cervus elaphus (red deer) is the source of this 4440-nucleotide messenger RNA. RefSeq names its product folliculin (gene FLCN). The coding region runs from base 1671 to 3410 and encodes 579 amino acids. Gene Ontology annotation, cellular component: cytosol. Gene Ontology annotation, molecular function: GTPase activator activity. Gene Ontology annotation, biological process: positive regulation of GTPase activity; positive regulation of transforming growth factor beta receptor signaling pathway; negative regulation of transcription by RNA polymerase II. Lineage: Eukaryota; Metazoa; Chordata; Mammalia; Artiodactyla; Cervidae. The transcript has 12 exons. The record is from RefSeq and is a predicted model, not a curated record.